This is a messenger RNA of Anneissia japonica, 4529 nucleotides long. RefSeq names its product sterile alpha and TIR motif-containing protein 1-like. The transcript is spliced from 9 exons. Gene Ontology annotation, cellular component: dendrite. Gene Ontology annotation, molecular function: signaling adaptor activity; protein binding; NAD+ nucleosidase activity. Bases 228 to 2453 code for a protein of 741 amino acids. Lineage: Eukaryota; Metazoa; Echinodermata; Crinoidea; Comatulida; Comatulidae. Gene Ontology annotation, biological process: response to axon injury; signal transduction; negative regulation of MyD88-independent toll-like receptor signaling pathway. The record is from RefSeq and is a predicted model, not a curated record.
CAACACCAUGACCACCGCCCGGACGAAAGCCAAGCAAGCGAGACUAGCAUGCUUGCCCUACGAUGCCGGGUGCGUUCAACAAUCUCUGCAAAAAAAAAAAAAAAAAGAUAAUUAAUUGCAGUAUAUAAGUUCGGAAUUUUGCAGCAUUCAGAGUAAAAUUAAGAGUUAGUAUUAUGACAGUCCAGUCAUCUGAUUGUUGUUGUCACUGACUAACAAAAAACAUCUGGAUGGGCAACAAAUGUUCGUGCCGAGAAGCUGGAAGUGAUUGUAACGUUAGCCAAGAGUAUAAGCCAGUUGAUCAACAAGAGAAGGUUACUUUCAAUAAUAGUAACCAGAGUUGUGCCAUUCCUUUGAAGGAAUCGGAAAGAGCUGUUAGUUUUUCUGUUGGAAGUGGUCAUAAGACAAACUGGAAAAUGUCUAUUCCCUGCACUCCUGGUUCCCCUGGUGAGGAGGGCCGUUCCAAAAUGAUCAUGAUGCUGAACCAGACCAGAGAUCAAAUUGAAAAGUUGACGUCAGAUGAUAGAGAUAAGAAUUUAGAGGCUUUGAAUGGCUUGUAUUAUAUGGUAGAUGAAGCUUGGAGUAUCCCUAAGUAUGGCAGAGAUCUUGCAUAUGCUAUAAGCAAUGUGCUACGAGAAGAGGGCGCUCUCCUUGUUAUACUCUCCAAGUGCGCAUGUACCGAUAAAGACAUGCAAGUAGCAGGAGCGCAGCUACUGGAACAGGUUAUGAUCGCAUCGAAUCGCGAUUACCUCGUUGAAUGUGGAGUGGAAUCCGUUGUGCAAUUAGCAUGUAGUAGAGAAGAUCCAAAGUUGAUUCAGAUUGGCAUGGGAAUCAUUGAAAACUUGUUUAAACAUUCACCAAACACAUGUACGCGGGUGAUAGAGUACGGUGGACUUCAUGGCAUGUUGUACAAUUGUAGGUCGACUGAUACUAUUACGCUAAGACAUUGUUCGGCUGGGUUAUGUAAUUGUGCCAUGUUUGGUGGGCCAAUUAAUCAAGAGAGGAUGAUUGAACAAAAAGCUCCGGAGUGGUUAUUCCCAUUGGCCUUCAACAAGGAUAACAGUAUUCGAUAUUAUGCUUUAUUAGCUAUAUGUACACUAGCAGCAAACAGUGAUAUACAACGUGCAGUUGUCAAUUCUGGCACGCUAGAUCUAGUGGAACCGUUUGUGACCUCCCACGACCCCAUUGGCUUUGCAAAGGGUGACAAGGCCCAUGCGCAGGGGAGAUCGGAAGGAUGGUUGCGUCUUUUGAUUUCGAUGUUGACAUGUGAGCGCAGGGAAGCUCAAUGUUUGGCUGCAUUUCACUUUGCGAUGGAGGCUACCAUUAAAGCAGAACAAGGAAGAACAGAGAUUUUCUAUGUAAUUGGUGUAAUUGAACCUCUUCGUAAACUAGCAGCAUCCAAUACUGAGAUUGCAUCAACGCUCGCUCAGCAAGCGUUAACCGUCAUUGGUGAGGACAUCCCUCACAAACUCAGUUACAAUAUCUCAAGUUGGUCCCUUGAUGAAGUCGGGCUCUGGGUUGACAGGAAUGGAUUUGAUGAAUAUUCGGAAAACUUCAAGAAAAAUAAGGUGGAUGGGCAUCUGCUAAUGACAAUAUCUACUGACGAGCUGAAGGAAGAUAUUGGUAUCUCAAGUAGAAUCAUGUGCAGGAGAUUUUUACGGGAAUUGUCAGUACUUAAAAGUAAUUCUUACAGUGGUGAUCGAGAGCUUCAUGAAUGGCUGAAGAACGUUGGUGCCGAGUACCCUCAAUACGUACACAACCUGGUGCAAUGCGGCCUUGAUAUGCGGCUACUGCCAUAUGUCACAGAUGAAAUAUUAAAGAAUGAUGCUGGUAUAACGAAUGGAGUACAUAGACUUAAAAUCUUGCUGGAAGCACGGAGAAUAUCUGGUGGCCGAGUGCUUGGUUUAGAAGAAUAUCCUAGAGUUUUUGACAGUCCACUUAGAAAGACCAAAUCUACACUCGGUCCAAAAGAUCUCACUGAUAGUAAGCCGCAGAAGACCCUUGAUGUUUUUAUCAGCUACAGACGUGCAACAGGAUCUCAACUAGCAAGUCUACUAAAAGUCCAUUUACAACUGCGUGGGUUCACAGUCUUCAUAGAUGUUGAGAAGCUUGAAGCUGGAAAGUUUGACAACAACCUUCUGAACAGUGUGCGUAGUGAGGUAGUAACAGCCAUGGAGAGCAAGUGUAACAUCGUUCCUGUCACCGACAAUUUCCGGUGGCCAAAACCUGAAACUCUACCAGAGGACAUGAGGGCCAUAUGCUUCUUUAAUGGAGUCAAAUGGAUUCAUGACUAUCAGGAAGCCUGCAUUGAUAAAGUUGAACGAUUUCUGCACUGUCAAGAAAACAUGGGCCAGCUUGGUGCAGUAGCGUCUAUUAUACGUAGCGGUAAUAGCAGUAUCCACGGUGGAAGUACGCGAAAAGAGAGCAGUACCGGAAGUGCAAGUGGCGAAUCAUAAUCACCAUAGUUUACAGGAAUAUAUUUUAGUAGUCUUGAAAUGUAUGUGUUAGUAAAAUAUUUGUCUUGUAUUAUAUUAAGCUUGGGGAUGUUUGCAAUAAACUACAUUUUUACAAAUGCAAGGAGUACUUACUGCUACCAGACCCCUCCCUGGUCCAUCGGAUGGUGUACAAUAGCUUGUUGGUCAGACUCUCAGCCAUGUUAUUAGUUUAAACAACCACUGUACAUUCCUCUUUUGUCCUUGUGCAAUGGCACUUUGUCUACAAGUGCCGCUCUCCACCUAAGAGUAUAAUGUACCAGAAUAUUUUUGGAAGGUAAAAGAGACUUGUGAGGGAGAAGUAGCGAAAUCCCCCUCCCACCCACGCCAAAGAAUGAGAGAUGAACACUCCUGCAUGUAAUCUUAGAGCUCUGUUUUGACUUUACAUCAAAGACUGUGGUGGGGGUGGUGCCAGGAUUUGCCCAACGGGGUGGCCGAGGUCUCCGACAAGGAGGAAGAUUUCCCCGACGAUUGCAAAGUGGGCGUGGUUAAGUGUCACUUAAAAUGUUUCAAAUGCGGUCUAGGGGGCGGAUGCCCCGGAAAAUUGGACAAUUUAGGGGUUUCAAAGGCUAAAUUAAUCGAUUUUAGAGUCUACUAAUGUACAAAAUACAUAUAAUUUUUUUUUCUUCUCCCCGAAAAAUUGUGGUUUUCUCUCUGACAGGGGCCCUGGCCUCCCACCCCCGGUUGGUGCCACCCCACAAUGAUUCUAUGUGUAGGAAUACUCACCUGAAAUGGAGGGGUCUAGCCAAAUGGGAUCCAGAGUGUCGGGAGAUAAUAAUUUUUAAGUGCUUCAGAACUUAGGAUUUUAAAAGGGCUCAUUUUUUUAAAAAUUUAAUUUCAAUGAUACUUUUUGGUUUUGAUAACACAUCUACACAGUUUGCUCUACUAACAUCCAUAUACUAAAUUGUAGUACAUCGAUGAAAUGUUGAUACACUUAGUAAGUUCUGUUAUUGAAAUUAUAUUUAUUUAUUGUAGGUGCUUUUAAUUGUAGGUGCUUUUUAACUUAAUAUAAAGCGUGGAUAUUGAUAAUGUGUGAUCAACCAAACUUUUGGCAAAACUUAAUAUAAAUAAUUUUGGAUUGUUUCAAAUGAUUAGAUUGCAUCAAAUGAUUAUAUAAAUAGGAUCUCAAAAUCAAUUGUAAAAUACAGUUAGAGAUUAAAACUUACUAAAAUUCAUAAUUCCUAAUCCAUACCAAGGUUAAAUUUCAUUUAAGGAAAUGAAUAUAACAUUUAUUUUUAAUGCAAAUGUAUAUGACAUGGAAAAUACAUAAAUUAGAUAUACCAUUUUAGGUACUUUGAUUAAUUUUUAACCAAAAGGACAAGAUACUGUGGUGUUACCUUUUACUAAAAUGUUUAAUGCAAUAUAAUUAUAGUGUGUUACUGUUCCUGUGUGAAAAGUUGGUUAGUGAAAUUUAUUGGAUGGUGAAACUAUGGUUUUGUGGCUGAGGUGCAUGCACUCACAUCACAAGGUCAUGGGUUCAAAUCCUAUAAUAUUACCAAGAUUGUUUGGUUAGACAUUUAAAACAAUUUCACUCCCUAAGCCUCAGUAUAUUUUUUGAGCAUCACAUAUUCCAAUUUGUCAUUUGUGACUGUCACUUUUGGAUGAAAUUUAAAGAGAUAAAUUAAUGAAAGUAUAGGCACCAGCAUUCCAUUUUAAACCCUUGAUUUCUUAACAUUGCAGCUAAAUACUUAAUUAAUAAAUCUUUUGUUUGACAAUUGAUAGGGAUAAAUUCAGUUUGUACUUUAAAUUACUGAUGCUACUAUUUAGAGUGUAAAGAUAAAGAUAAUGUAGAGAUUUUAGAUAAGAUUUAUGAGAAUUUGGUUUAAAAAUCACAAAUGUGCUAUUUUAUUUUUUCAAGUGCUAAACAGCUACGCUCAAUUGCCGAAGCUCAAGUUAGAUAUGAAUACUAUUAGUGUGCAACUUGUUUAAUAUUUUAAUUUGAUAUUCUCUAUGUUAACUUAAUGAAUAUUUUACUCUCAUCAAACAAUUCAAAUUUUAUGAUAACUAAUGUAAAGCAAUACCGUAAAACCUUGAAUUGAA